AGAAAAUUUUACUCCGUAACCCGCAAUUUGUAAUCAAAUCGGGGACGGAGGGAGUAUAUAAUAGUUAUCAUACAUAUGUUCUGGGCAUUGGGAAAAAAGUUUGUAAAAUUUACAAAAAUACCAAGAUGUAGCCAAAGCCAUAUAAUUUGCUGGAAGGGAAGCCCGAACCCUAACGUGACUUCUUCUGUAGCGGCUGCAACUCCUGCAAGAGAUGGGCGAGAUGAAGGAUCUGUACGUAAGCACGUCGCGCUCCCUCCUCCGCCUGGAUCUGAAAAACUACAAUUUCGAUCCCUUGUUAGAAUCAGCAGAGCCUCCGCCACAAGCAGCGGUUUCCUUGGAAUAUGGAAAUAACUAUCCGUAUGGGUUGCGUGUUAUCAAAUCCAGCCGAUCCAAGAUCUAUAUGGUCGGCGAAAAAACUACUGGCUACUCUUGCACGGCCGAAGUUCACGAAUUCGAUCCAAUUGCAAAUAGCUUGCAGAAAGCAAACUUCUCUUUGAGAGGUUCAAAAUCGCGGCCGAUCGUGGCAGAAAUUGAGGGAAAGAUCUAUGUCCUCGAAACAGGAAGCUUGUAUCAUCAACCGGCUAAAACUUUUGAGGUAUUCGAUCCUUGUUCUGCUUCCGAGGAUUCCAUUUGCGAGGUACUGGCCGACCCCCCUUUCUAUACUGAUUGUUAUAAAUCUAGCUCUAGCUCUAGUUCUAAUGAUGAUGAUGAUGAUGAUCAUAAACAUGAUGAUUUCGAUGUCCAUGACUAUGAGGGUGAUGAUCGGCCUGAUCGUGUGGCCGGCCAUUUUGUUCUGGGCCACAAGCUGUACAUCUUGACAUGUUCUAAUAAGGUAUACCACUAUGAUACCAAGAGAAGACUGUGGGGUAGAGAGGAAGACAUGCUUAAAUAUUUCUGCAGAUAUUUAGGCUACCCUUGGAUAAUUCCAGCGGGUGGAACAACUGUGUGUGGUGGAGAUGUCAUUCUUGCCUUUCAGGAACAGGACGAUUACGAUCCCUGUUCUGCUCGUGGUAUAAGGGAUAUAAUGGAAUUGUUUGGAUAUCUGUACUCGAAAGAUGGGUGUCUCUUGGGCUAUCAAAAUUUGGGCAAUGUCUUCUCUGUGCGGCUAUAUUCAGCAGGAUACCAUGUGUUUGCUAUGGAGGAUGGCAAAGUGUGCGCUCUAUUGUUUGGAUACAAUCCUGCGAUUCCAGCUCUGCGCAGGAAUCAGAUGAACAAAUCCAGAUCAACCCCAAUUAGCGUUCCAUUUCAGGUGCUUGCUGUAUCCAUCUUUAGUGUUGUGAAAUUGUGUGAUGCUGCUCGUGCACUGCAAGAUAAAGCACUAUGUAUGCCUCUUUCUGCUGAUGCACCUCUUGCUGCUCGUCGUCGUCUUAGUGAUUAUAAAGAACAUGAGAGCACAUUCCUGUCUCUUGAGAUUGAGAGCCAAUACAUCUUCCAGGCAGAAGACGGUCGUGUUUCUCUUCUUCAAGGGGCAUUCUUCCCCUAGACCCUUAACCACUUCACCUAAUUUUAUGUCUCCUGCCAUUUUCACUUCCAAUGCCAUGGAUUUUCAUUAUGUUGUUUGCACUCUCUGUAUGGGUUGGGUUUUAUUUUAUGCUAUGUAUGCACACUUGGUUCUCUCUCCAUUUUAUCAGUAGUGUACUUGUUAUGUAAGCAGUUUAUGUUGUUACACUAAUUGAACUUCUGUGGUUGAAAUAGAGUUCCAUGGAUAUG
This is a messenger RNA of Cuscuta campestris, 1710 nucleotides long. The record is from the annotation of a GenBank genome assembly. NCBI's taxonomy places the organism in Eukaryota, Viridiplantae, Streptophyta, Magnoliopsida, Solanales, Convolvulaceae.